Somion occarium is the source of this 1055-nucleotide messenger RNA. The record is from the annotation of a GenBank genome assembly. NCBI's taxonomy places the organism in Eukaryota, Fungi, Basidiomycota, Agaricomycetes, Polyporales, Cerrenaceae.
GCGCCUGCGAAAGCGCGACAGAGGCCAUAGUACUUGUAGAAGAUGAAGAGACGAAUUCAAGUUCUCGCAACGAGCGUCAACUCAAUACGAAGGGAUGCUUCAGGCGCCUGUAAUCACUUGACGUCCACCACAAUGCUCCGUCUAACGCGUCCUCUCCUCACACAAGCCCUUAAAACAUCAACCGGGAUUACCGGGCUUAAAGUGCACCAUGACCCUCUCCCCGAGUUGAAGAAGACGUACGAGUCAACCCUGCAAGCACUCACUACCAUUCCUGAGACGUCUGUCUACCGCCAAGGUGUUGAGGCCCUCACGAAGCACAAGCUGAAUAUUGUGCAGAGUGCGAACGGGGACAUUCAUGCGGCAGAGAAACAGUUGGAUGAGGGCAACAUUGAGGAAUCGUUGGACAUCGCUAAUGAUGAGCUCACUCUGGUUGGGAAGAUGGUUGACUGGAAAGCGUGGGAGCCGUUGGAGGAGAAGCCCCACCCAGGACAGUGGGAGUACUUUGGAAAGGCAGUCAAUGCUUCAGCGUGACACUUUGCUAUCAUCGUCUGCAAUAUCAUCGUCUGUAAUUUCCAUCGGCGGAGCAGGAGCUCUGAGCAUUGGCUGGCAGUGAUGGUAGGAUAUGUCUUCAAGUCAACUCGUCAGAAGUUGUGCUUAGUUCGAGCAGAGAGAACUAGAGAUGUAACUAUGUCGCGCCAUAAUCGCGCUAGUCAUACCGCUCGGGAGAACGAGGAUAAGCAAAUUGGACAAUAUCGAUCUACAUUAAGAGCAGGCAUUGUUCUGAACUCAUACUAAGGAACCUAAGUUCAGUUGACUUCACAAGACCGGGUUACAUGCCACUUUUCAAAUCGCAUACUUUGAAUACUUGCUUUAAUAUUAGCUUUCGACCCUUGCAACAAUCCGAAGCUGCAUACUCUGUGGUACUUAAGCAUUCGCCGGGUCACUCGCCUUAACUACAUACUUAUCAGGUUUGUAUCAGCUUCCUAACCUGCCGGUAGCAUUCUUUUCAAUUAAGUUAAUGUUUUAAACUGUUAGAAUAAAUAUUUACUUACAAU